This is a messenger RNA of Tuber aestivum (summer truffle), 1469 nucleotides long. The record is from the annotation of a GenBank genome assembly. Lineage: Eukaryota; Fungi; Ascomycota; Pezizomycetes; Pezizales; Tuberaceae.
GCUCCAGUUAAAUAAAGUAUUAUGACCCUGCAGGGAGGGCGAUCCUGCCAACCACAUUUCUUCCAUCCUCUCUCAAGAGAAAUACGGUACCCUAUGCCAUGCACUCCCCACAGCUUCAGCGGCCCUACUUACCUUUCGCCACGAGCGAUCCGGAGACGGAGAGUUUACGCUCUUUCAAUCCGAAGCGGAUAUCUGAGGCCGCUGCGCGGCCACUACCUCCACGACCGAAAAUGACGGCGCCAUACAUCCAGCUCGAUUUUCAGCACCAGUCAAACAAUAGGACACAGCAGAGGGGUUAUGCAAAGGUUCCCAAGAGAGCGAUAAAGGCGAUGAGGGCCUCAUCGAUUGUCUUGAGGAUAUUUCAACUACUUGGAGCUAUGGGAUUGUUGAUUUGUAUGUUAUUCGUGAGGAAGAUCGACGAUAUGACCGGGUGGAUAUGCCGUGUACCUGUAAGUUUCGAACCCCCAUCUAUCUGGAGAAAAUUUGUAUUGAUCCAUUUCAGCCGGCCGUAGCAAUAUUCCACAUUGUCUAUUCAAUAUACCACCUCUCAGGAUCGUACCGGGUGCGCACCCCCUCCUCGACCGUGGGGUACUACCUAUUCGCUGCGACAGUCGACCUCGCAAUAAUAUCCUUCUAUUCGUUCAUCGCAGUGUUGAGCUGGAGGCAGCAUAAUCUGGGCAGCGAAAUGGACUGGGCCACAAUCUUCGCCAAGGAUGGCGGUGACGAGAAGAUAAUCUUAGCGGUCUUCCUCGAUGCCUGUGUUAGCGGUGGGCUGACCGCUAUAUCCGUGAUGAUUUCCAUAUACCUCAUCCUUACUUUCCGACGUCUUGCGAAUCUACCCCCGGAUAUGAAUCCUUUCUUAGAGCCCAAGGGAAGCCUUACGCGCAAACCUGCAAAGAGAAUCUCAGCUUCAACCAUUUCAAUCCAGAAAUCUAUUCCUUUCGCUGCAACGCGCCACCCUGCGCCCAUAGAUGUUCCUUCUCCAAGGGAGUCGACGAGAUUCUCGUACCCACAAGCUGCAUCCACUGCUUCUCCCCGUGCCUCAAUGAUGUCGGAAGCCCCCAGAUAUUCCGCCAUCUCGCUCAACGACUCCCCAAGAAAUUCGCACGAUAUGCCCCGCUACUCCCAGAUCGAGAGCCCCAAGAGCAGCCCUAGAAGUAGCAAGAAGAAGACAUACGCGCCGUUGCAGGCCAACUCGCCAAAGAGGUCAAGUGGAUUGAGAGAUUCGAGAGCUACCAGUGCCAACCUGGGGGCCGAGAACGAGAGUGGAUGGCGGCACAGGAAGCCCUCGGCUAGUGACUCAAGGAAUUAGGGUUGGGAUAAAGACGCCGGUCGGGGCUUGGACUUCGGUUGGUGAUAUCUAUGUUAUUUACUGUAGGGAUGGAGUUAUUUAUUGUUAUGUAUUUUGCAAGGGGCUUGAACCAGGAUUCAAAUGUCUGCUGAUUAAAAGUUAAGCUUAACUUAACUUA